Molecule: messenger RNA, 28039 nt
Organism: Xyrichtys novacula (pearly razorfish)
Lineage: Eukaryota; Metazoa; Chordata; Actinopteri; Labriformes; Labridae
Source: the annotation of a GenBank genome assembly
AUGGUGUAUGUGUCCAAUGGUGAGUUGUUCGUUUGUUGUAGCCUGCCGUUUUUUCAUCGUAAUUGUGGCCAUUUCAAAUGGAUCUAAUUUUUUUGUUGAAACAUAACAGUAAUAUUUAUAUAUGUUGCUCAAUGUGAGCGGGGUAUUAUCGUUCAGGUGAUCCAGCUGCUGUUGUGUUUACGUAGCGGUAUGAGUUGUCCUCUACCUUUGUCACACAUUCACAUUCGUAUCUAUUUAAGAUUUGUCGCAGCAAAGAUGACUGUGUAAGUGCAGGACAGUUCAGACGAAAGUAAUUGAAUGUGAAAAAAAGUUUUAAAAACGCACGCGGUGCUGGAUUUGAUCUCACACGAACAAAAAAUAAACCUUAAAAGAACCUCUUGCGGAACUAUUUGAGCCAAUGGUUUAACAUCAAUUAACUGCUUCCGUGAUCGAUCAGUCGUCUACGUCUGCUUUCAGAUAUCCCCCGGUAGUAUAUGAGCUAAUUUAAAACAAAGGUUUCCUUAACACCAGGAAAUACUUAAAGAUAUUACCCGGACGCUGACGUGGAUGAUUGAUACCUCAAGUACACACGUGGACAAAAUUGUUGGUACCCCUCAGUUAAAGAAGGAAAAACCCACAAUUCUCACUGAAAUCACUUGAAACCUACAAAAGUAACAAUAAAUAAAAAUUUAUUGAAAAUUAAAUAAUCAAAAUCAGCCAUUACUUUUGAAUUGUUGAUUAACAUAAUUAUUUUAAAAAAACAAACUAAUGAAAUAGGGCUGGACAAAAAUGAUGGUACCCAUAACUUAAUAUUUUGUUGCACAACCUUUUGAGGCAAUCACUGCAAUUAAACGAUUUCUGUAUUUGUCAAUGAGCGUUCUGCAGCUGUCAACAGGUAUUUUGGCCCACUCCUCAUGAGCAAACUGCUCCAGUUGUCUCAGGUUUGAUGGGUGUCUUCCCCAAAUGGCAUGUUUCAGCUCCUUCCACAGAUGUUCAAUGGGAUUCAGAUCUGGGCUCAUGGAAAGCCACUUUAGAAUAGUCCAACGCUUUUCUCUCAGCCAUUCUUGGGUGUUUUUGGCUGUGUGUUUUGGAUCGUUGUCCUGUUGGAAGACCCAUGACCUGCGACUGAGACCAAGCUUUCUGACACUAGGCAGCACAUUUCUCUCCAGAAUGCCUUGAUAGUCGUCAGAUUUCAUUUUACCUUGCACACAUUCAAGACACCCUGUGCCAGAUGCAGCAAAGCAGCCCCAAAACAUUGCUGAGCCUCCUCUAUGUUUCACCGUAGGGACAGUGUUCUUUUCUUCGUAUGCUUGGUUUUUGAGUCUAUGAACAUAGAGUUGAUGUGCCUUACCAAAAAGCUCCAGUUUGGUCUCAUCUGUCCAAAGGACAUUCUCCCAGAAGCUUUGUGGCUUGUCAACAUGCAUUUUUGCAAAUUCCAGUCUCGCUUUUUUAUGAUUUUUUUUCAGCAGUGGUGUCCUCCUUGGUCGUCUCCCAUGAAGUCCACUUUGGCUCAAACAACGACGAAUGGUGCGAUCUGACACUGAUGUACCUUGGCCUUGGAGUUCACCUUUAAUUUCUUUGGAGGUUGUCCUGGGCUCUUUGGAUACAAUUCGAACGAUCUGUCUCUUCAAUCUGUCAUCAAUUUUCCUCUUGCGGCCACGUCCAGGGAGGUUGGCUACUGUCCCGUGGGUCUUGAACUUCUGAAUAAUAUGAGCCACUGUUGUCACAGGAACUUCAAGCUGUUUAGAGAUGGUCUUAUAGCCUGCACCUUUAAGAUGUUUGUCUAUAAUUUUUUUUCAGAUGUCCUGGGACAAUUCUCUCCUUCGCUUUCUGUUGUCCAUGUUCAGUGUGGUACACACCUUUUCACCAAACAGCAGAGUGACUACUUGUCUCCCUUUAAAUAGGCAGACUGACUGAUUAUGAGUUUGGAAACACCUGUGAUGUCAAUUAAAGGACACACCUGAGUUAAUCAUGUCACUCUGGUCAAAUAGUUUUCAAUCUUUUAUAGAGGUACCAUCAUUUUUGUCCAGCCCUAUUUCAUUAAUUUUUUUUUUUUUAAUAAUUAUGUUAAUCAACAUUUCAAACGUAAUGGCUGAUUUUGAUUAUUUAAUUUUCAAUAAUUUUUUAUUUAUUGUUACUUUUGUAGGUUUCAAGUGAUUUCAGUGAGAAUUGUGGGUUUUUCCUUCUUUAACUGAGGGGUACCAACAAUUUUGUCCACGUGUGUAGCUAAUGAAUGUGAGUUUUGCUGGUUUAUGGUGACGCGCAGUAGGUAGAUUAUCGUGUCGAUUAUCUUUUGCGCGAUCGAAUCCAACUCCACACCUAUUUAUUUAUUAUUAUUAUUAUUUUAACAAAUUCAGUACUCUGCAGAUAGUAAACUUUACUUAGAUAUUAAGAACUGAAUCUGACAAUCAGUGUUAAGUCAGAUGGUCAAUGAUUAUUCAUUAAUAAUGGCGUGCAGGAGCUAAUAUAAAUGUAUUGGUUAUUAUCACCAUAGGGAUUUAAUAUCAUUUUCUAUUUUGCAAGAACUGAUGAUGUUUAAUCACCUUAAAGUCGUUCAGGUGAUCAGGCAUGUAAAGAAUGAUAGUGAGCUAGUGACAAGUAGCCUCAGGUUGAUCACACUGGAUUAAAAACUGCCUAUUAACAUAAACAUAUAUAAAAUUGUUGUCUUUUGGCUUAACAAGGUUUUCAUGAGAGUUGGGAAAUGUGGAAAGAUAUGAUCUUUAAAAGGAUGCAUUAAUUCUGGGAACGGGGGGCCAGAUGAUUUAACAAGAUCUGAAAUUUACUGCACUGCACAGCUUUGGUAACUUGUGUGUAUUCUUAUUUGCAAUAAAAUCGUAUAUUUGGCUACAUGAUCCAUUUUUGGUCCUUAAAGACUAAAUGGUAAAUAAUAAGUUGCCACUAGGUUAUGAAUAUUUUGCUGUUAAUGUUAAGAAAAACAGACCACCUCCUGCAAGACAAAAUUAUUACAAUCACGGAUAAUUAAUUUGUGAAUUCUAUGUAUGAUGCAUACGACCAGCACAAAUCUCAGAGAUAAAAGUGAACAAAAGUUUGAAUGGAUAUCAGACGGAAGUGAAAAGCUUGAUACAAUAACAAUGAUUAGUCAGGAUGUCAGGAUCUCUAGCAGUCACUUUGGAUAACAAGUUCCUAGGGAGGUCAACAGUGAUACUUCAUGCAGUGUUGACAAAAUUAAAUGAUCAUUUUGAGUAUAAUUCUGAAAACUUUAUCUUGUCACUUCCACCUGCAUUUAAACUGCGUUUUAACUGUCUGACUAAAAUGAAAAUUAUUAAAGAAAUGUGGAGGAAACAUAAAUUGGAGCUUACUUUUUGUGCUUUACAUUUAGAACUAGGGAUGCACGAUAUUUAUCAGACCGAUAAAAUAUCGGCCGAUUUGGGGGGAAAUUACGUCAUUUUUUAUCGGUCCGAUAGGUGCAUUUUUCCGAUAGAAAGAUCCGAUAUAUUGAUGAAAUUACGAGUAACGUUUGCAGGCGGAGUAGCCGCCCGUCCGAGACACGCUGGUCACGUCGUCUAUCAAGCCUUACUCGCAAGCCUGACCCCGUCACUGCCUGACAGAUAAUAAAAUGUCUUCACCAGCACGGUCGUUUCUCUCAGUGGCAGAAGAUGACAACAGCAUUGCUAUAUGCAAAACCUGUUCAGCGAGGAUUUCAAGAGGAGGAAAGAAGACGUCAAGUUUUAACACAACGAAUCUGAUAGCUCAUCUGAAAAGUCGCCAUCGCGGCGAAGCGGUAUUAAAAGAAUAUGAGACAGCCGCCGAAGCUGCUAGCGGUACUAAAGCUAAGACAACAACACUACGGAGGAUCGAUGUCCCCAUUCAGCAGGCGUUUAAAAACUGCAAAAGCUUCUCAAGAGACAGCGAAAAGGCUAAAGCCAUUAACGACAAAGUGACGGAGUUCAUAGCGGGCGACGACCAGCCUUUUUCCGUCGUUGAGAACCCGGGUUUUCGUAAGUUCAUAGCACACUUGGAGCCACGUUACACUCUCCCAAGCCGCCGCUUCUUCUCGGAUGUGUCUCUUCCUGCACUCUAUGAUAUUGUCGCCACAUACAUUCACAACCUGAUCGACAAGAACGGACUACACGUGAGUUUUACCACAGACAUAUGGACGUCAGAUGUUAGUCCGGUCAGCAUGCUAAGCCUAACGGCUCAUAAUAGCUCCUUUACAGUUUACAGUUCUGUUGAACAGCUCAGGGGAUCAAAUGAAGUUCUGCUUUUUGCUCUGUUAUUGUUAUUUAUAGCAAAUGACCACAUUUGAAGAGCCAGAAACUUUUGUUUGUUGUUCUAGAUAGGCCAGAGCAACAAAAAUAUCAGUUUUCAAUCGCUGCAUCCUGCACAAACUGCAGAUUAUAUGAAGAUUAUAAUAAAUGUAAAAAUAUGAAUUUAUCGGUUAUCGGUAUCGGUAUCGGCCAUGAGAAGAAGAAAAUUAUCGGUUAUCGGUAUCGGUUGAAAUUUUUCAUAUCGUGCAUCACUAUUUAGAACAAAACUACGAAUUAGCUAUGUUGGUUUUUGGUUUAAAAUGCUGAAAGAAAGGAACCAUUUGACUUAAUUUUUGGUUCAUGAUUAAACAGAGAUCUACUCGAUAUUCAAUUCAGAAUGGUUUAAGAAGAAAAGGAAGAACUAGAAAACAAAAAAAUGAGCAAAAACUGCUUUGAUUUUGGUUUAUUUGACUCAGACAGUAUAAUGAGUUCACAUGUUUUUGUUUCAAACAUAAAAAAGGUAUUAAAUAGUCAUUUGGCCUUUCAAUCACUUUUGGAAAAAAAAAUCCCUGUCAAGCGGUGCUGAGGUAGAGUGUCUUACUUUUAAGUUUGAUAAGUUGUUUUCUCAUGGAUAACAAAUACUAAUCUAGCACUCUAUCAAAAAUAGGUUUAUAGGCCAUGAGCCAGGGGGGUUGGUCGGUAUCAACUGAGGGGAAUAAUGCUCAUAGUGAUUUUUGACAUUGUAUACAUGUAUAGAGUUAGAAUAUACGUGAUAGCAUUGCAGCAGUGGUAGCUAAAUGGGUUCUAUCAUGCAUUUUAUUUUAUAACACUAGGCGAAAAUUACAUGGGUCAAUAUAUGAAAACAUACAACUUAACCCCCCAAAAAACUUAUAGAAAGGGUUUCUUUUCACCAUACAUCAUUUCUAUAAGGUGUCUAGACUAACAUAAUAUAAGUCCUAUGAAAUCCUAGUUGGAAAAGUAUGUUAACUUCGCCAGACAACAAUACGCAAAUGAGCUCAAAACUCGUUAAAAUUUGCCCAAAAUACUCCUUUUCCCCUGAACUAUUAUCACAGUGAAACUAUUAUCACAGUAAAAGCACAUUGAAAGAGGGUGAUGGCAAUGCUGCUUUUGGACUGGCCACUAACCUGAAAACUGCCCGGCUUGGUUGUACCUACCAGGGGUAUAACCCCGGCUGGUGUAGUCUUCAGGGUCACUGAGGCACACAAGCCUCCCCACCACGACAAGGUAGCAACAAUAGGGGAGGGUGUGUUUUUUUUGUGUGUUUUUACUUUUUUGUAUGUUUAUUUUUGCCUGGAUCCUCGCCACCUUUUCUACAUGUCAGUUCCUGGCUUGUUCUUUGCUUUGUUCUGGGACAGAUUUAAACCAAGGAAGGUGGUUUUGGUGUAUAUCCCUACGUUUGCCGUUCAGGAAUAGUGUAGGCCUGAAUCUCUCCAAUUCUCAAUUAUACAGAUCAUACUUUUUACUUCUAUACGUUCACAACCUAAUAAUCAAAAUCAUUUUCAUCAACUUCUUCCAUGUCUUCUUCAUCUGAACUUUCCACACUGUCUGAGGUGGAUGCUUGGUUCUCACAGUCUGCCAGUGUACACAUGUCAGUACACUUGAGGCCAUUUGCAAUACAGACACAUUUUGGGAGUGAACAUUUCUUUGGACAGUUACAAGCCAGUAGAUCUGCUUAGGACCCUCGAUCAUAAAGCAAAGUGAUUCAGCUCCUUGACAUGAAAACACUCUGAUUCAGCUCCUUGACAUGAAAACACUCUGCUGUUGUCUGAAUUGUGUUGUACAGGAAUACUCCACCACCACUGACUGGCCUAUUUAUACUGUAUGCCUUAAUUAACUCAAUGCACAGCAUGUGUGUAUUGUGCACACCCAGCUCCAUCCAUUUAGACUGACUCAGGCCAGGUGUGAGUGUGACAACUUAAAUCACAGCAAGAAUAAAGUAGAAAUAUAUAGCCUAUGCAUUACUUACCAUGUUUUAUGUAUUCAUGUUUAGGUUGUGUACAAAUUAAACCUCUGUGUUACAUCUUUCAUGAAAAUGGAAGACAUAUAUUGUCACUAUGUUGUCACUGCUUAUAAGAGAAAAAAACAUCUAGAGAUGCUGAUUCCAACAACUCUACAGAACAAUAUAUAGCCUGGGCUUUAUUCUGACAUUUUUUCACAGAGAUAGGGUCAAUUAAUAAGAGAGAACCAUCAGUUUGAAGUAGAAUGAUUAAUUCGGAUUUUGAAAACUGUGUUUGGCAUGUGGUCAUAAAUUGAGUGAUAACACACAGAAAGCUACCACAGAUGCAAUGCUAUCACAUUUUUUCUAGUACUAGAGGUGUACCUACCCAAAAAUCACUAUGAGAAUUAUUCCCCCCAGUUAACACCGAUGACCCCAUAUUUGGAGUCCUAGCUCAAGUCCUAUUAGUGACUCAAAAAAAUUGAAUUUUUAUACAUUUAAGCAUCAGCUCACAAACUGGUUUAAUUCUCACUUUCAACAAUGUGCUGUACCUUUCACUUCCCUCUUUAUCUCCCAGGUCAGGUUCUGGACAGCAGGAUCCAGUCACCAUGGCGAAUUUCCUUCCUUGUCGAUCUUUUCUGGGGAGCUGUUGAGUUUGUCAGCCUUUUGUAAGUCACAUAGCCAUUGGGUAGUAAUUCAGUUCUUGAGUGGCGGCGUGUCUUUGUGCAAUACACAGAUGGUAGUGAGUGUUAAGCUGCCUAAAAAUUGUCAGCACUUCAUACUUAGGUACCAGUGCUGGCAGUGCUUUGGGCUUCUAAAAGAUUUGCCCCCAUCAAUUGUGUAUUGCACAUGAAUGCUUUAGAAUACUCUGAUGCCCUUGCAGCCCUGACGGGCUGCAUAUUUUUACAUUUCUGGCUCAAUAUUACAAUAUUAAGCAUUUAAAUGGAAUGGUGCUAUACUUUAAAGUAAAUACACAUUUCUAUGUGUUGUUCUUUUACAGAGAAGAUUUUUAAAUAAUUCAAAAACUCAUGCCACCAAAGUGGGCAGGUGUCUUCUAGAGUUUCAGGACACUUGAAGACAGAUUUGGUCAGCCAGCAGCGUAAUGCUCCAAAAUAGGGCUGGGGCGAUUAGUCGACAUAAUCGACUACAAAAAUUUGUCAACUCAAAAAACAAGUGUCGAUGCGUCGCAUGAUGACGGAGACAAUGGCUACUUCAGGUAAUGGUGGAAGUAUGGACAGCAAACGAGCUCCACCUAAUGGGGUCGGUUUAAAAACUUACUUUAGUAUUAUCUAGAAGCAGCUCCUCUCAAUCAGUGCAUAUGUUCUUUGUGGCUUCCUCGUUCACAUUCCAAGAUCGAGCAUACAGUGACCUGUCAAUCAAAUAACUGACCGCUGGUGCUGCAAACGCCACAUCAUACGCCCAGCAUCCCAUAUCUAAUUCAUUCACUUUAUGCAGUUGGCUCAGAGUUGAAUCAUCAAUUUUGUGCUUUUAUUUGUCCUAUAACUCCCUAAUUUAUCAGCUGUGAUCGCCGACGAUAGCUCGCUAAUGCUAAAACUUGGUGCACACGAGCUCCGCUGCACAUAUGUACACUGUCAUUUCUCCUGGGAAUCUCCUGUAGUUUGAUGGUCCACGUUAAUUCAUGGGUCGGAUCACUAUAUUUGUCCAAAGUUUCCAGGUUUCCAGACCACCGAAGAUUGUCCUGUGAUUCUACUGAACCUCACAGACACUGGAUUGAUAUUUUUGCUUUACAAUUUGGGAUGAUUCAAGUCGGUUUAAGCUGUAUAUUAUAUUUAAGCAGUGUUUGUUGCAAAACGAACACUUCAAUGAAAGGGAAACAAACGUGAGAGUAGUGCCAGACUUCUUUUCUGCAGAUUGAUUUGACAUGACUUGUGUAAUCACAUUGUCCCUUGCAUUGCUUUUGCUCUUGAGAGUGAAUUAUUGUUUGACUGAGCAGUAAAAAUAAAAACCUGGGAGCAUAAGUCUGUAUCUACUGUAGUGGCUCUUGAGUAAGAAAUUAAAGCUGCCUUGCAUGGCUGCCAAGUUAAACUUACCAAUGUGACAGUUGCUUAUGUUGCUGGUGGUAUUAUUUGUAAAUACUGGAAUGAAAGACAAUCUUGGAUUAAAAGACUUAUAUUCACUCUGAUCUCUCUGUUUGUCCUGUCAUAGUUUUAAGACAAUAGUUCACCCUGACUUGACCAAGGAUGGAAACUGUGGUUCAUCACGCUUCAAAGAUGGCAGAGGGUAUGUUUCUGGAGCACAUACAUUUCUACACAUACAUGUACCAUCACUCUUCUUUUAUUGUUUUGAAAGUAGGCUUUUUGAAACUGAAGAAGGUUUUAACAGGGACUUAGACACUACAUCUGCAACUGAAAAAAGUGUUAAUUCUGCCAUGCCAUGCUCAUGACACUGCAGGUUUUUGCAAUGUACUCACUUACCAAGGAAUAAAGUGACUUAUACAAAAUUAUGUCAGAGAAUAAAUUACUAAAUAGGGAGCUCUUUUCUUACUAGAUAAAAUACUGGACAUAAACCAGUUGGAUGAGCAGCAAAAGUUAAUAUGGCAGCAUAUGCAGGUUUAAACAAAUCAAACUUUGCGAAGUUAUGCUGUUCCACGACACAUUCUUUUUUGUUGGUGUUUUGAUUGAUUUGUAUAUUGCAUAUAAACAUAUAAACAGAACAAAAACUGGAAUUAAAAAGAAUAGAAGAAAAAGAAUGAAAAAUGAAAUAAAAUAUAUAAAAUUAGAAAUCACAAAUCCCACCCCAAACAAAUAACAGAUACUUUACAGGUUGUAGAGAAAUAUCUUCUGAUGCUAGGUAGGGAACAUCAUCAGUGAUGUAACCUGAGGUCAUUAGGUGUUUCAGGUCUCUCGAACAUCAGAAGCUGUGUCCGAAAUGGCAUACUACUCCUACUAACCCCGCCUCUGAAUUGAGUAGGCAGUGCGUUCACACUGUACAGUAUGCGAAUUUUGUGUAUGCGAGAAAUCCCCGGAUGUAUACUCAAUCGGCUUCGAUUUCUGAAUGUGGAACGGAGCUUGCUUCACGUACUGCUUCUGCCCCAGAUUGCAUUGCGCACCUCAGCUGGUAAUAUGGCCCUUUUUCCCGAGGCUGAAAAGAAAUAGAUGGCAUGUGAUUUCAAUAUUAAUUAUAUAUAUAUAUAUAUAUAUAUAGAUAGAUAGAUAGAUAAACAAUAUUUAGUCAGUAUACAUUACACAAUUUUUAUCAUUUUAUCAUAUUUUGAUCUUUUUACCAGAUUUAUUUGUAUUUUAAAUUAGGAUUAUAGGUAAUGUUUUUAACUAUUCGUAUGAAUUUACUUUAUUUAAGUGUCUAUUAAAGAUGUAUUUAUUACAUUAAGUUUGAGCAUCUUCUCAUCUCUGAAUGCAUCAUCAAAGUGGUCACUCAUAUUAAGCACAGACCUCUGAUUAAUAAAAAUUAUUAUUGGUAGAGAGCACAUGGUUCAGAAUAUACAAACGGGGGAGUUUCCAGUUAACAAUGUACACUGUGUGCACAAUUAUUAGGCAAGUUGUAUUUUUAAGGAUAAAUUUUAUUUUUGAACAACUACAGUGCUCUCGGUCAAUCCAAAAUGUUAAUAAACCUCAAACCUUAAUAUUUAAGGGAGUAAAAGUGAGAUUUUGACUUCCUUAGGAGAAUAUCUAUGUGUGCACAAUUAUUGGGGGCAGCUAUAGUGUGCAGAAUUAUUAUGCAACUAAAUUAAAAAUGAACAUUUUUCCAUCUCACUUGUUUAUUUUCACUUGUUAAAGUGAGAAUGAUAAACAAACAACUCAAUUUACAAAUAAAAAUUGUUGAAAUUAAAAAAAAAAAAAAAUUCAGUGACCAAUAUAGCCACCCUUCUUUUCAUUAACAGUCAUAAGCUUUCCAUUCAUGGAGUCUUUCAGUUUCUUGAUCUGUUGACGAUCAACUUUUUGUGUUGCAGUAACCAAAGCCUUCCAGACACUGUUCCAGACACUGUUCAGAGAGGUGUACUGUCUUCCUUCACUGUAAAUUUCCCGUUUAAGAGGGGCUCACAAGUUCUCAACAGGGUUUAGGUCAGGUGAAGAAGGAGGCCAUGUCAUUAUUCUUUCGUUUUUAAGGCCUUUACUGGCGAGCCACAUAGUGGAGUACUUUGUUGCAUGCAAUGGAGCAUUGUCCUGCAUAAAAAUCAUGGUUUUCUUGAAAGAUGCAGACUUUUGCCUGUACUACUGCUUGAAGAAAGUGUCUUCUCAAAACUGGCAUUGGAUUUGGGAGUUGAUUUUAAGUCCAUCUUUAACCCAAAAGGUCCAGCUAGCUCAUCUUUAAUAAUACCUGCCCAUACCAGUACCCCGCCUCCACCUUGCUGGUGUCUGAUUCGAAGUGGAGCUCUGUGCCCAUUACUGAUCCAGCCACGAAACCAUCCAUCUGGUACGUCAAGAGUCACUCUCAUCCCAUCAGUCCAUAAAACCUUUGAAAAAUCUCUCUUCAGAUAUUUCUUGGCAUGCACCUUGCCUUCCAGCCUUGGCUCUGGCAGUCACUCACCAGGCUGACAGUAUGACCAUAAACAUAAAAAGAAGUAUUAUCAAGAACAUCAUUUGUAUGUGUAUAGGUGUACACACAUGCACAAAUAUUUUAAAAAUUACCUAUGAGUGGAUCAAUGGCAUUGGACAGUGUUUUUUUCUAAGUCAAUGCAAAAAAUAUUUUGUGAAGCACUUUGUAACUUUAUUGAAAAGUGCUGUGUAAGUAAAGUUGUUAUUAAUGUUAAUAUUAAUAUUAAAAGGGUGUCAGGACCUCCAUACUCCAAAAAUGUCUCUGAAUUUUUAACAAGAUCAGUUUCUCCUGAGGAGAAAUGCUGAUUCAGCAUUUCUACUUGUUAUUCUCUUUUUUUCUUUAUUAGUAUUAUCAUGUGCCUGCCAAAUCAGAUUGUAAAGAAACAUCUUUAACCCUGCAACACACCCCCUGCAAAAUGUUCACAAUCUUUUCACCUCUUUAUGUUGUAUACACAUUUUUUGAUGGCUUCUAGAGUUUUGUCAUAAAUCAGCUUUGAGCACCUGAAAGUUUUCAGCACUUUUCGAGGUCAUGGCUAGAGUGGUGGGAUCACCUAUGACUGACAAAACCUACUUGAAAUAUAUUGCUCCCACACCCACCAAUUUCACUGCACAGACAUAAAAACUACAUCAAAGUGUUGGUAAAUUCGUCCUGCUUCCCACAAAAGAGCUGUCAAAUCAUUAAAUUGUGCCCUUUGGCCAACAGGUGACUAAUAAUGCAAGGUGUGCAGAGAUUCUGCCCAUUGACCGUAAUUUAAUCUUUUGGACAGAAAAUCCAGAUGGUCACUAAGGGUAGGCACUUUUUAACUCCCCAAGUGUUCACGAGAGUUUCGGGAUUCCAACAAUGUUCUUAUUUUUAUGGUAGGAUUUAAGUAAAUUGCGCUAAAUCUCAGGAGGUCAGCAGGCGGGGGUUAUGAUUAUCUAUAACAGACAGGUCAUGAGGAAGGAUAAUGCUAUUCUGUAUUGUCUGAACCACCCACUGCAUUACGAAAUUGAGGCUUUUGCCCUCAGGCCACUGUUUUAGGGCCUAUGAGGAGAACUAAGGGAUUUCAGAUCUCAGCUAUCCCCAGUGCAAUUAAUUUACUUAAUGGCAAUUAGGCCUUAGGUUGCCCAUGUUCUUCUUUGCACUGUUUAUUGCAUUUUUGCACAUCUGUAUUUUGCACUUUUCACAGGUUAUUAAGGCAGUUAUUUGCCAGUUUUGGUAUUGGCUCUGGGCUAAACAUAUUUUUUGUGAUCUUUUGUACAGGUAUAGUGUUUCUUUCAUGUGUGAGUUUUUAUCAUGUUUUGACUUUUAGACUAUUCUUACUGUAUUGUCACUGUAUACCCUGUCUUUGUUUGCUCCUGUUGCAACACUAAUUUCCCCUUAUCCCCUUCCUCAAACCAAUACUAUGAAGUUGCAAUGGGAAAUCUGGAUUUAAUGCCAGAGGGAACCAUGUAGAAACGAAAAAGGGAAUAUUUAAUUGUCUUAUAUCCCUUGUAGCGAUUUGAAAUGAGCCUCACAAGGCCGCACCAAAAUAAUACUGUAGCGAUUGGAAUUUAUAAUAAAUGUCUGAAGAUUAAUAAUCUCAAAUUAUGACAUUUAUGCACUCGUUGAAAGGGGCACCACCCACCCUUAAUGGUGGGAAAAUAAAGAAAACAAAAGUUUAAUUCAGAAAUCAAACAUCAAGUCAGUUUUAAUUAAUCAGUCUCAUAUCUUAAGUCGAAAUUCUAAUUUCAGGGACUCCACUUCUGGAAGAACACUAACAGACAGGAACUUAGAAAAAUAAUGAUCUGUUUAUUACAGGAUAAAUGAUGGUACAACACACAUGCAAUAAAUGAUGAUAAGAUAAUGAGGAUAAAAUAAUAAUAGGUGAAUAAAUAAAGAUUCUGAGUCAGGCUAGGAGCACUAAAGUUAAUGAUAGUGAGUGAAUAUGCGCUAACAUAUUAACCUACACUAACUUUGGUGUCGAGAUAAACUCGGAUGUGGAUUUGGAGGAAUCUAAGAUCACCAGAACAAGAGGAUAUCUGAGUUAUGAACGCAGGAGACAGCACCAGCCCUCUUUAGAGCUCUGGAGGUUUGCAUACUUAAGUGAGACUGGUCCUUGGAGAAGAUGGAGCAGGUUCCGAAGGUCCGGGCUACUGGCUACUGGCGGUUCGAGCGGUUCAGCUCAGAAGACGACUGAAGUCAGCCGAAGGAUGAGCCAGGAGUUGCAGCACUCGGGCCCGAAGCAAAGCCAGCGCCUGUGGAUCCUGUGGAUGCUCGUUUGGGUACUUCUUUGGUCUCACUCAAAAACUCUGGCACAGAGGAUGACCUGGGCCUGCUGGGUUGCGUUCAGAGGUGACUUUGAAAAUCACGCAGAUAACUCAGAAAAACGAGACUUGAGCAGAGAAAACUUUCAAAAAUGGCUUCGCGAAAUUAAAGAAAAAUCAAUCAAAGGCUUAAUCUUGAAUUGCUAUGUGCACAAAAAGUUGAAGUUUCAAAACUUGAACUAAGACGAUGUUAAAGAAAAAUCAACGUGAAUCAACACGUGGCGUAAAACUUAGAAGACUAAGAAAAAGUUCUAAGAGAAAACAAAGAAACGCACCACAGAAGGGUGUGGGCAGAAGAGAGGGUACAAGAGUCUAGAGAGAAUAAGAGUAAGAGCAAGAGAGUCAGCAGAAGAGAGUGAACAAGAGCGUGAGCAACCCCACUUCACUGGUUUUAUCUUCUCACACUGGGAGUGUCUCCGGCCUGUGUGUGUGUGAGGAGAAAGAGGAGGAGGGGUCGUGUGGUCUCCAAGCAGAGAUGAACUCGGAUCUCUGAUUAUUUGAUCUAACUUAUUCUUUUGGCUGGUAAAAGAGUCAGAUCUGAUACUCACUCACUAUGAUUAAUAUCAUUGAAUGCUAGGUUUCAUGAUAAAUAAUUUGAUACUAAACACAUAUGAAUGAAGUGUAGGAUCACAUCAAACAUUCUCAUUAUGUUUUAAGUAUCACAUUGGACAUGCUAAAUUACUCUGAAAUGAAACAGAUAGUAACACAUGGAAACUGUGAACAACGAAAGAGUAAACACAUGUGAAUGAACUUCAUCAUGAUUAAUAAUGGAUUCUAAAUACUCACAUUAAGGUUAUUCAAUGACAUUAUAACCACCUAAUGGUUAAAAAUACUAAAUAAACAACUACAAUAUAAACCAAACAUUUCUAAACUAUUUCUGUUACCUAGAGUUAAGUUAUGAUUCAUAGUCGAUAAAUUUAACUCUUAAAAGUUCAUGAAACAGUCUGAAAAGCUGUUGGUCUAAAGAAACUAAAGAGCGAUAACUCGGCUUCUGGAGCACAUAGAAAAACGGGAAACAUCUCACUUUAACACAAAUUUCAUGAUUAGACAGAUUAGUACAUUGCUGAAUGCAUAAGAUGUCAGGAUCAGUCAUUUGUAUUCUUUCACCAAAGGAAUGCAGUCUUUAUCAGUGCAUGGUCGAGCAGGGUUUUACGACCGAGGUCUGGAGGUCAGUGUCCCCCCUUAUCCUGGGGUCCGUAUGUUCACACACUUUAAGAAGGUAAAUCUCAAAUGGGAGAUCUGGGUGUAGGGGUAAUGCAACAGAUUCACCAAAAUUUAUUUUAUUACCUGACAGAACACUAAAGAGGGAUUUUGCCCUAAAACUACAGGGAUUGAUUCAUCAGGGUUUGUCAAAUAUCAUUAAUCAUUAUCUGCAUAUAAUACAAUGGUGUGCUUUUCCUUACCCACUACAAUCCCUGAGUUGUCAGGGUCAGACCAAAUAACUUUAGCCAAUGGCUCAAUUAAAAGUGCGAACAUGAGAGGGGACAGGGGACAACUCUGUCUACAACCCUUACAUACAGAAAACCUUCAGAUAUCAAGCCAUUAGUAUUAUCAUUAGUUUUAAGGUCUGAAUAUAGUUAUGAACAUGUUAAUAAUAUUAGACCCCCAAAAAGUUUCUCAAACACUGAAAAUGUGAAAGGCCAUUCCACACAAUCACAGGCCUUCUCAGUGUCCAGAGAAAUGAUCUGUGCUCAGUCUUUGUGAGGCUUAAGGAGUUACGAUGUUUAAUGCAAGACUUGCAUUAUAUGUGCUGAAUCUAGUUGUCACAGCUGUUCUAGUUAGCCAAUAUCUUGGAACAUCUCAAGAUGAUAAUGCCUGCUCCCACCUCAGGGCUGUUUGGCUUUUGAGGUCCAAAAUCUCACUUUAAAAAAAGAAAAGGCUUGAAAAAAUAUAUAUGUAAUUCCAGAAAAUAAGUUGUGAUUAUGGCAUUUUUCUGUCAUAGAAACAUGCUAAAAAUCACCAUUUUUAAGGAGAUUGUCAAACUGAUAUAGAUUUGAUUUUUUGUGAAAUAUGUGGAUGGUUAAUCAAAAAGUAGAGGCAGCAAGCUCCAGAAUCUUGUUUUAUUAUUUCCACUGUGUUUCAGGAUGCUCAAUACUAAAUUUCUUACUUCUGUAACAUAACACACUAAUGCAACAACUUACCUUUUUUCAUUUCUGAUUUUUCACUAUGGCCUCGCCCCUUCUAAUUGUGGUUGAGCAGCUAAGCAGCAUAACUUCAAUAGACAUAAUAUACACAAAUAUAUACAUUUAUUAUGUCUAUGGUUACCCCACAGGGCUGCGUGUCCCCUGCAUGUCGCUUUGCCGGAAGCACGUGAAUUAAAACACUGAAAUCUGACAGAUUGCGAGGGCAUCUCCUAUGCACAGCCCUCUAAAGGUCACCCCACAAAUGUUCGAUGGGAUUCAGGUCUGGGCUCUGGCUGGGCCAUUCCAAAGUCUCAAUCUUAUUCCGGUGAAGCCAUUCUUUUAUUGAUUUGGAUGUGUGCUUUUGGUCAUUGUCGUGCUGAAGGAUGAAGUUCCUCCUCAUUUUCAGCUUUCUAGCAGAAGGCCUAAGGUUUCGUGCCGACACUUAACUGUUAUUUGGAACUGUUCAUAAUUCCCCCCACCCUGACCUAGGCACCAGUUCCAGCUGAAGAAAAACAGCCCCAAAGCAUGAUGCUGCCACAACCGUGCUUCACUGUGGGUAUGGUGUUCUUUUGGCGAUAAGCAGUGUUGAUUUUGCACCAAAUAUACCUUUUGCAAUGAUGCCCAAAAAGUUCAACUUUGGUUUCAUCAGACCGUAACACAUUUCCCUCAUGCGUUUUGGAUAUUUCAUAAGUCUUUUUGCAAAAUUAAGCUGGGCUUUGAUUAGGCCUGCAUGAUAUAUCAUUUGAACAUCGUCAUCGCGAUGUACCUGUGUGCGAUAGUCACAUCGCAGAGCCUGCGAUGCCGGAGGUGAAUGAACUCAGUUAAUUUCAAGAGUAACUGACUGCGAUACACUGCAUGUGACUCUGCAUGUGCUGUUCAGUGAUCCACCAUCACCUUCGUUCUUUACUCAGUUGCCAAUCAGACUCAGUUCUCAGUUGCCAAUCAGACUACCCUGCCAGCUGUCAAUCAAAAUCAGAGAGGAGGAAACCCACCCCUGCACAUGUCCUGCACAUGGAGUGAGACGCAUGUCCGCUGAGAAUUACUUUCGGAACAUUCUUCAUCACCGUUUAGCCCAACAAAUAAGAAUUGUAUGGGUUUUAAAUUGUACAUUUCCGUGGACCACUCUACUAUAUGCAGUGCGUGUUUUGUGAGGCGUUUCUCAGCACAACUCCGUUAACAACAACAACGAUUGCAAACUGAUCAACAAACAGAGAAAACCACAGAACAUGAAGACUUGUUGCCAAAAAGAAAAGGAAAGUCAGUUAUCUAGAAUUAUUUCGGUUACAAGAUGGAUGAUGUCGACCAAAACAUGUUUUGUGUUCAUCUGUUGCCACAAUAACGUCCCAGAACAAUAAAAGCUAAAAAUAUCUCUGAGACAGACAGAAGCCAUUCUACAAACAUUCACAAAAAGAGGUAAGAUCAGAGAAGGUUGACUGUCCUCAAGAUUUCAGCAGUGCAGCAUAACAUUAACACUAGAAGGACCACAGAGCAGCCAUUUGGCUUUACUCCCCUCAAGGUCCACGGGGCAGCCGAUCGGCUGGAAGGAUUUUAGCUAAUAUCCUAAAUCACCUGUGAGCACUCAUUUUGUUAUGCAAACGAGGUGAUCGUUGGUGCACCACAGGAGGGGACUGGACUAAGUGGUGUAUGCAGUGGGAAGGGACAACAGAAAGGAAGGGAUCAACACACAUGGGUUGAUUACUUUGUUGCUGAAAUUUAUUGAUUAAAAAUAAACAAAAUUUAAACAACUGUAUAGAAUAAGAACAAGAAUCAGAAUCACAAGGGGUUUUAUUGCUAUUGUCAAUGAACAGGUUUCACAGACUAGGAAUUUUUUACGGCGUGAUGGUGCAACAUUAAACAGAGUAUAAUAUGUAAAAUACAAGAAUAAAAAAUAAGAGCAUGCAGGACAUAUAUAAAGAAUAAAAGUAUGAAAGGCUAUGUACAAUGCUAGGAUUUUUUACGGCGUGAUGGUGCAACAUUAAACGGAGAAUAAUAUGUAAAAUACAAGAAUAGAAAAUAACAAGAGCAUGCAGGACAUAUAUAAAGUAUAAAAAGGUUGGUGAUGGACUUCAGGUGAAUAUGCAUCAUCAGGAUACAGUGUUAGACUCUCACUCACAAUCCUGGCACUGCCAUGGUAUCUCCCUUCUGCAUUUCCCACAUGUGUAUCUGUAGCAGUCAACACAUCGCACAGUGGCAUGAUUGUUCUUACACUGAUUUUUAACCUGGCACAUGGCUCUUUUCCCAGGGCUAGGUGUGGAAGGUUGUUGCCGAAGCAAUUCUUCCUUUCAUGCCUUCUUCGCAGUCACAUGAGAGUUAGCCAACUCUCUUGCAAGCUCCACCAGGAAAUCCACCCGUCUCUCCUUCCUCCCGGUGCAUGCUUGAUACAGCACAUGUGCAUCCAAUGCUGCCAUAUCAAUCAUGUUAUAGAACACAGCGACUGGCCAGCGCCAUGUUCCUGUGCGGACAGUGUACUCCCGCACCAUCUGGUCCAUCACAUCCACGCUGCACUUUGUAGCAUUGUAAAGUUCAUUGCAGUCCCUCUGUCUAGAUGACUGUGGAAUUUCCUGGCGAAUCUUGUUGACUGUGCCUAGGAUGGUGGUUUUCCGCCUAAGCAGUUGUUGCGCAAGUGACAGUGAUGUAAAGAAAUUGUCCGUGGUAACAUUUCUGCCCUUGUCCAGGAAUGGUUCCAUCAGCCUCAUGACUACAUUCUCGGACAGUCUCUCCCCACUGGGACGACUGGGGUCCUUGCCAAGAUAUGGGAGGACAUUGCAGAUGUACUUGGAUUUCAAGUCACAAGCCACCCAAAACUUGAUCCCAAACUUGUCAGGUUUCGUUGCAAUGUACUGCAGGAAACAGCAGCGAGUCUUUGAGGGGAAAAGCUGUUGGUCAAUGGUGAUGUGUCGACCAGGGUUGUAGGAUGUGAUGCAGUUGGUGACAAAUGACGACCACACAGCAGAAAUUGCAGCAAACUUGUCAGUCUUUGUGCGCUCACUGCGGGUGUCCCUGUCAUCAAAGCGUAGGUGUCGCAUGAUGUCUUUGAAGCGAUUUCGGGGCAUGGUUGCCAUGAUCUGGGGGUUUCCCAGGUUUGCUCACCAGCAAACCAGAAAAUGUGAUAAAUUGUCAAUCAAAUAGUGAUCCUGUGAAUGGGACUGGUUGCAUUCACCUGAGUCGUUAUGGUCAUUCUCACAUUCAUACUCUCAACAGCUUCACCAGAGUAUAAAAAAUGUAGUGUCAUAUGCAAACAGUAUGCAAUUUAACAAUUUAGAUACAUUUACAAUGUCAUUAAUAUAAAGUACAAACAGUUUUUGUCCGUGGACCGACCGCUGGGGCAUCUGCUGACGUGCAGGAACAUCAGGAGAAGUAGAACCAAACAAAACAAACAGAGGCCCAAACUGUCUGUGCAGUGGCUAUGGCUGAAGCAGUUUCUGUCUACAGUUGUUCUCAGGUUGGAAACUCCCCUCCCCCUCCCCACUCACUCUCCCCACAACACAAGUUUCCUUGAAAUAACUUAGCAUAUCCCCUCCUGUGGUGCACCAGCGAUAGCCUCGUUUGCAUAACAAACUGAGUGUUCAGAGGUGAUUUAGUACUAGCUAAAAGCCCUCCAAGCCAUUUGGCUGCCCUCUGGUCUUUAUAGGUAGAACAGCAAAAAGCCGGUCCUUCUAGUGUUAAGUGCUAUUCAGGUCAUCUGGUGAAAAUUCCUGUAUUUUUUAAUAUCGCAAUAUAUAUCGCAGGGUUGAAAAAAAUCGCAAUAUUAAUUUUUUCCAAUAUCGUGCAGCCUUAGCUUUGAUGUUUUUCUUUGUAACAUAAGGCUUCCGUCUUGCCACCCUACCCCAUAGCCCAGACAUAUGAAGACAGUGGGAGAUUGUUGUCACAUGUACUACACAGCCAGUACUUUCCAGAAAUUCCCGCAGCUCCUUCAGGGUUGCUGUCAGCCUCUUGGUAGCCUCCCUGAGCAGUUUUCUUCUUGUCUUAUCAAUUUUGGACGGCUGUCCUGUUCUUGUUAAUGUCACCAUUGUGCCAUAUUUUCUCCACUUGAUGAUGACAGUUUUUACUGUGUUUCAUGGUAUAUUUAAUUCCUUGGAAAUUCUUUUGUAGCCCUCACCUGACUGAUAUCUUUGAAUAAUGAGAUUCCUCUGAUGCUUUGGAAGCUCUCUGUGGACCAUGGCUUGUAGCUACAAAGCUGUCAGGAAAAGCCUACUAGAACAGCUGAACUUUAUUUCGGGUUGAUCAGAGGCACUUUAAUUGAUGACAGGUGUGUGCUGACUCCAAUUUAACCUGAGUUUAAAUGUUACUGGUUAAAUCUGAACACAGCCACAUCCCCAGUUAUUAAAGGGUGUGCACACUUAUGCAACCACAUGAUCUCAGUUGUUCAUUUUUACUUCACCUCCCUGAAAGAUUUGUUUGGUUUUCAAUUGUGUUGUCCAGAUUAUAGGUCACAUUAAAGGUGGAAGAAGUUGUGAAAUUAUUUAUGUUGAUGUAAUUUUUUUACAUGACAAAAACCUGGCAGUUGAACAGGGGUGUGUAGACUUUUUAUAUCUACUGUAAGUGCCUACGUUUGUCAAGUGCUCUAGUGAGGGGUUUUAAACGUAACCCCUAGUGCUCUGUGUACUGAGCCUGGCUUUAUGUGUCUUAUAUGGCCGUUAGAAGCAGCUUUCCAGUCAGCUGUGUGUAGUGCACUAACUGCACUAAUUGGUUGAUGUGUUUAAGGUAGAUGCAUCACUACAGCAGGAGAAAGACGACUUGAAGCUCAGCAAGUAGUUGUAGUAGUGUGUGCGUGUAGGUCUUAUCGAAAGAGACUCAAGCACACACAUGGUCAAAGUGUGUGCAUGUAGGUCUCAGACAGAGACUCCCACACACAAACAUGGUAAGUGUGUGUGUGUGUGUGUGUGUGUGUGUGUGUGUGUGUGUGUGUGUGUGUGUGUAUAAACAAUACAAAAAUAACAUUACGGUCAAUGGGCAGGAUCUCUGUCCUGUCACCUGCUGACCAAGGGGUACAAUUAAAUGAUUUGAAACCUUUUUUGUGAGAAGCAGAACCAGUGUACCUCGAUUUUGAUGUAUUUUUAUGGCUGUGGAUUGAAAUUUGUUGGCAUGGGAGCAAUAUAUUCGAGCUAGGUUUUGUCAAUCAAAGAUGAUCCUCCCACUCUAGCUCUUCCAAUAUGCACUCAUAAAGCCUGAAAUUUGCUGAAAACCAUGAGGUGCUCAAAGCUAAAUUGUGGAAAAACUGUGGAAGAUAACACAACAAAGUAAAUACAACAUAUUCAAAUGAGAAGAUUAUGUACAUUUUAAAGCAAAAAUUAGGUCUGGAGGUGAAAGUAUGGGGAAGUUAUUCGGCUUGGAAGGUGGAAGAGUGAAAUCAAAAAUUUGAAGAUUUCCCCAUUGGUUUCCAUGUUAAAAUUUUGGCACAAAAAGUUAAAAACUACAAAAAGUAUAAAGGUAAUAAAAUAAGUCCUGCAGGAGAUGAAUAGUAUAAUGUUUGAAUGGUUGAAAUAGCACAAAGUAUGAAGGGGUUAAAACCAGACAAAAAAUGGUGGAAGAGUAAUAAUAAUAACUAGAAAAUUCCAGCGAAAUUUUGUUUGUGCCUGCCCGCUCGCCGAUUCACUGCUGCUUGCCACUGAUUUACUCACAAUCAGUCCAUGUUUUGGGUGGAGAUACAUGAGGGCAUUAAUGCACCAAGGGCUACUUCCUGUUUGGGGAUGGUGGGGUCAUCCAAGAUGGCUGCAGAGUGGGACAUGUCUUCAGAGUGGGGUCAGGAGGGACAAUGUCAAACAUGGUGCUGAUAUCUUAAAGCAUUGACGAUUUAGUGCCUUUGCCAUGAAUCUGGCUUGAAACUCAAGGCAAUCCGGCUGUGUCUGUGUUGUGGUAUCUGGAAGACAGCUGUCAAUCAAGACCAGGUGGGCGCGCCCUGUGCUCUAAGUGGGAAUCGUCUCCAUGGUGACGGUGCACCUGCAGCUCAACUGUGACACAGACUUUGCCUCACUAAGCCUCUGCCUGCUUACAACAGGACUCGCCCAAACAAACUCACUUUGUAGGAAAACUGUAAGAGAUAUUGAAAUUCGUUUUUUGCAGGUUGAAGUGUUCGGGUCUCAUCUAAAGGUCAGAGUUCAAAUCACAUUUCUACUUCAAAGUAUGAAAUCACAAGCUCCAAAUAUGGAAACCACCCCAUGUUUUCAGCAGCUCUAUUCACUUUGAAUUGGAAUCUUGAUAUCUCACUAGUGCCCAUAAAAGGCUUGUUGCUGACAAACUACAUGUUGUAUCAGAAAAAACUCUGGACUGUGAGCGACUGCUCAAAUACAGCAAUGACAUACCAGAAAGACAAGUUGCUACGCUUUAUGGUUUAGACGGGAGCGCAGGUUGUUCGGAGAAAAUGAGAAACAGUCAGAUGUGGAGCAUUUGUGUUCUUUUUGAAUGGUGGUGGAUGGAGGUGAAACAGGUACCUCCUUGUGAACAAAACCUCGUAACUUGAAAAGUGAGUGUCUCAUGGAUUCAAGGCUCACAUUUUCUGCUGGUAGAUUUCCUACAUUUUGAUGUAUAAUUUGUGUAUGUCAAGUGAAAAUUGUGGCCUAGGCAGCGAUUUGGAAAUUAAAAGUUGGGAAUACACGUUCACUUCUCUCAAAAAUGAAGAGUCAUCACUUUAAAAAUCGGAAAAUCCUCAUCUGCACCCCUCGUUUUUAACAGUUACUGUGGCCAAACCUGACCGGAUAUCGAUGAGCCGUCUACACUUUUGAAAUCACAGGUCCAGUGUUAACGUUUUGAUGUUUUAAUCACUCUUCUACGUCAAAGUAUGGCGACAGGGCGAGGCGUCAAAUCAUGUGAAAAAUCAAAUUUUUUUUUUCUUGCUCUCUCCCAUCCACAAGGAAAUUUUCACCACUUUUUGGCAUCUAGUGUUGCCAUGGAAACACUAAUGAUAGAGAAAAGUAUUACCCACCAUCGCACGAUGGAGAUGCACAUUUUGAUAUAUUACUGUUCAGGCCACAUUAAUUGCCGAAUGUGUGUCUAUAAUAAAAUAAAAAAAAUAAACCUGCCGUCAAGGAUACUAACACAUGGUUUGGCACACAAUACACACUAAUGGGGAAUUUUGGGGGGCAUUUUUUUCAAUGUUUUUUUUUCAUCACCACCUGUCUUUUUCAGGGGCGUAUGCUCUGCAUUUUGGGGCCGUCACUGAGCCUGCCUGGACAAUAACAAUAUGUGCAUGCCUUGCUCGACAAGGCAGGCACAUAAUAAAAAAAAUGGCUGACAGGAAUAACAAUAAGUGGAAAUGCUUAAUUAGCAUUUCCACUUAAGAAGUAGGUAGUUAACAAAAAUUAGAGAUUAGUUAGUUUAAUUGUUUUCAGAAACACAAAAGCUGAUGCAGGAGAAUUGAAGGAUAACAUCUGCUCCUAAAGGAGACAUUAAAGACAAGCUUUGAUAGGUGUAUCUAUGGUACAUCUCGUGACAGGCCAUCUCUCUCCAACUAAAUCAAACUAGUGUCGUCCCUGCAGGGUCUCCGCAGACAGGCCAGGGUAGAAACGUAGCUGAAAGUCAUUAUAGAAAUUAUAUUAAAAUAAAUUUCUUUAAAGCAGCUCAAAGAACAGCUUCUGUUUGAGGAUACUGCAAAAAUCACACCACAAUGCUUCUCUGGGAUUUGUUUGAGGCUGAAAAAGGAGCCAGGGCUCAGUGGACAGGCUUACUUUCCAGUGGCAGAGAGUCGGUGGGUAGUCUGACCCUAGUUGGUAUCAUUUUCUAAUGUAAAUCUGUAAUAGGUAUGUCACUUUCUUACUUCUCUGGCAGAUUAAUAAUCCUCCAAUUUUACGGUGGAUCAUUAACUUUUGGCCUUACUUGCGCCACCGUUUUCUCCAUGGUGGUCAGUUUGACACAGCAGUUUCUCUAAUCAUCUUGCAUGGUCGAGAUUCUGGUCAGGGCUUCAUCCACAUGCAUCUCCAAGUUGGUCACUCUGUGAUAGUGUUUGCUGUAGACAUGUUUGCAUCAUCCAGCAUUCCAUUUCCACAGCACAGUAUGCUGCUCACUUUAUCUGGUCUUCGCUGAUCAGCCUCUCCACAGAAAGAAACUCUCUUAAUGCUUGAAAGCUGAAAAACCAGGUCUCAUUGCCAAGCUUGGCCAAAUGAUCUAUAUCCCCAAUUUUCAUUAAUACUUCAGUCAUUUUAAUUUCCUCCUAACUUCCACAUCUAUCAAAUAUAGUUUUAGAUCUGUCAAAAUAGUAAAGUUAAUAAAAUAAAAAUAAAAAUAAGACCAAAGCACAAAACAGGAAACAAAACAACAAAACCUAAUGCUGAAAAAUGACCACCUCAAGUUUAAAAUACUUGCUCCCGUGAGAAAAUCCAAUCAUAAAGUUUCUUUAUGGUCCAUGUACUUGGCGUUAUCAAUGAAGUAAACCGCGUGAAAAUCACCAGAGAAAUGAGCAUGUACAUCUAAUGCCUUUAACAGGGACGUUGCCUGCACCAACAUGGCUGCAAUGUAGGCACAGCGCGCUGGUGUAUCUAGUCUUCUACAUGGAAAACUAGAUACACAGUCUUCUAUAUAGAAGACAUCUACCUCAGUGGUCUGUGCUUACAAGAGCCUCUCGCUCUAAGUCAGAACUUCCAGGUCAUAACAAACAAGUGAAUAAAAGACCUGAGCCUGUUUUGCCUUGCAAAGAUCCUCAAUUCCUGGUGCAAUGUUUGAUAAACACAGCCACCGUCCGAGAGAGAGGCUAGAACCUCCAGUAACAUACAGAGGAUCCUUACUCCCUCGCCGAAAUUUCAAGAAGAUUUGGAGCACUAAAUAUUUGUUUACUGAAGUUGGCGGUAAACCCGUCUGUUUAGUUUGUGGUGAGCUGGUCGGUGUGUUCAAGGAGUACAAUUUGAGUCGGCAUUAUAAGACAAAACACGCAGAGAAAUACAGACACUUGGCGGAGGCUGAGAGAGCGUGAAUUUCGGAAGACUUGCUAGCAAAGCUAGCAAAACAACAAGGCUAUUUUACCAAGCUACACACAGCCCGGGAUGCAGCGACCAAGACCAGCUUUGUAAUAUCCAACAAAAUCGCUAAAAACUGUAAGCCAUUCUCGGAUGGUGAGUUUGUGAAGGAGUGCUUGGUGGACUCUGCCACGCUAAUAUUCCCUGAGAAUAAAGAAGCAUUUGAAAAAGUCCCGCUGUCCAGGCGAACCGUCACCAGAAGGGUAGAAGGCAUCGCAGAGGAUCUCAAACUUCAGCUAAAGAGUGGAGUUGAAAGUUUUGACUUUUCUCUUUGGCUCUGGAUGAGAGCUGUGAUGUCCGUGACACUGCCCAGUUACUGGUAUUUCUCUGAGGAAUAAGGCAGGACUUCUAGAUUACGGAGGAGCUGGCAGCAUUGAGGUCAAUAAAAGGGACGACAACGGGGAGCGAUCUGUUCAAGGAGGUAGAUGCAUGCAUGGUCAAGCUUGGACUAAAAUGGGACAAACUGGAAGGUGUCACUACUGAUGGUUGUCCGAAUUUGACAGGGAAAAAUGUCUGACUUUUGAAACAGAUCCAAGAUAAAGUGACUGAACUCGGGUCAGAGCAUAAGUUGGUGUUGAUACAUUGUAUUAUACAUCAGCAUGCGUUGUGAAGGUCUGUGCUAAAACUUAACCAUGUUAUUAAUGUUGUAACCAAAACGGUUAACUUUAUCAGGGCACGAGCAUUAAAUCACAGGCACUUGUUUGCACUUUUAGAGGAGCAUGAGAAUGAACAUGGUGACAUCAGGUACCACACAGCUGUCAGAUGGCUCAGUCUGGGCAAAGUGCUAAAAAGAUUUUGGGACCUGAAAACAGAGAUUCAAUAGUUUUGUAAAAACAUUGAGGAUGAAAUGCACCUGGUAUCCUCUCCCUUUACCUGCAGAGUAGAUAAUGCACCCAGUGACGUUCAGCUAGAGCUCAUUGACCUGCAGUCUGACACAGUACUGGCAGAGCACUUUAAGUCAGCAUCACUGCUGGAGUUUUACUCAUCUCUCAAGGAAGAGAACUUUCCAAACAUGAGGAGACAUGCUCAGAAGAUGUUGGUUCUGUUUGGAUCUACCUACAUAUGUGAACAAACAUUCUCAGUAAUGAAGUUUACCAAAUCCAGGUUCAGAUCCUCUCUUACUGAUGAUCAUCUGUCAGCUGUACUUCGCAUCUCCACCUCAGACAUUCAGCCUGACUUUGAUGCACUUGUUAAAGCCCAGCAAAGGCUAGAUUUCUCUCACUGAACAAGAAAAGAAUACUGAAAUGUGUUCAUUUUUACUUUUUGCCUGCACAGUUUUACAAUCUGUGAAAAGAAAAAAUGUGACAUAUCUUGUUAAUGAUAUUUGGCAUUGUGCUGUUUUAAUAGAAAGAAGUGUUUUAAGGUGAAUGUAAUUAAAAAAAGAGUUACAAAUGUUUCAUGUUUACCAUUGUUUUGAAAAUUGCACUGAAGAAAAUAAUUUUUUUUGUGAAAAAAAAUCCCCUCACUUUCUUAUUUUUAAUAAUAAUACAGACACCUACCAGCUAGUGUAAACAAUGCCAUUUACUGCUUUCAAUUUAUAAUUAAAAUUUAUACGUAGAAUAGAGUUUAAACUUUUGGCCCGGCCCUCCACAAUAUUUUCUGCUUCUCAUUUGGCCCCUUGGGAAAAAUAAUUGCCCACCCCUGGUAUUAAGUGUAAUGGUUAGGAUGAGUUUCUUUAGCCAGUCAUGUCAGCCUUUAGAGUGGUGGAGCUGUGUCACUCAAAUACCUAAGAUACUUAAGUGUUAGGUUGCUGGAGACAGGGGGGGCGUCCGACAACCAUCCUCAUCAUCUACCUUGUACCCAUGUUUUCCAUCACACAGGUCCCCAAAAUAUGUUCUGUCAUGGUAUUUCCUUCUAUGGACCCUCCAUAUGUUCACCUAAAGCUCCUUAAAAUAUGUUGUUCUUUGUUCUUACUGUACAAGGAUUUUUCUUAGGGUCAACUAAAUGUCAGCAGUAUGUUUAGAAAUGUGGACGACUAUAUAUACUUGAAGGGUCUCAGACCAAUCUUUGUUACGCUUCUGUUACACUUUGCUACACUUUGUUACAUUUGUGAUAUGAUGAAGCUGUAACCCAGAUCUGUAACCAGUAAAGCUUGUCAAAAUUAUCAUUUGUGUGGACCUUCCAUUUUUAUAAGGUGUGAACAUGGGCUAGGCAUCCUUACUGUAAUAAACUUCAUCAUCAGAGUCUCUCAUUAACACACCUGUCUGACCACAGCAGCUCGUUACACCACGCCACUGUUUAAUGGAGAUCUGACAUUAGAUAACAGAGGGAAAAAUUUCUUACCUUCACUCUGGUGUCUAAAACAGUCAGCGUUACUCAUCCAGCUCCAACAGUUUAAUAAUCCACCAAUAUUAUUCUCGUUUACACCCUGUUUGAAUCCCGUUUACAACCUCGCAGUUAGCAUCUCAUCCAUUUGCUUGAAAAAAAAAGUUUUUAAUGCUGUCUCUGGUCAGCCGGCUCAGACGUUUACUUCCUUGUCUUCUUCCACUGGGACACGGACUGCGUCUCGAUUCUGACGCAGUGAGUUAGUUACAAUCUGUUUGUACCUGUGGUCUGGGCUCUGUACCAGGUCCAGAGCUGCUCCUCCUGUCGGUUUCUAUCGGGACACCUGAAGCUAAAGCGAGUUAAAACUUUUUUUACACAAUGCAAUGCUUCUCUAGUUAUACCAACUUCAGCAACGACCGCAUGAUAGCAAUACACUGCUGUCUGCGUCUCCACACGCAAACCUCAACCAAAAAGUGGCCUGUAGCCACAAAUAAUGCUCAGAACAGCACCUAACUUCAUCAUCAGUAUAUAUAGGGUCCCAGCCAUAGUACUAGCCACCAUGCAUCUUUUUAGCAUUGCCCGGUUUAAUUAGCCAAGUGGGUGAGCCCUGACAAGUCAAUAACUGAGUGCAGCGGUUCAUUUCCUUGAAGUAACAAUCAUCAUAAUUAUCAUUUUGCAUGAAGUAAUGAUCAUAAAUGUUCUUCCUUGAGCUGUCAAACUCCGCUGCACUCGGUAAUUAACUUGUCAGGGCUCCCCCACAAAGAAGCAGCUGCUGGAGGAGAUUGGGUGAGUUUUGUUUGGUCACUUUGGUUUGCUUUGAAACCAGGCAAAGCUAAAAAGAUGUUUGAUUGGCAAGUACUAUGGCUGGGACCCUUUAUGUACUGUUGAUGAAGUUAGGUGCUGUUCUGAGCAUUUUUUGUGGCUAUUAAGUGGCUUUUUGGUUGAGGUCUGCUCGUGGAGAGGUCAACCGCUGUGUAUUGCUAUCAUAUGAUCGUUACUAAAGUUGGUAUAACUAGAGAAGCAAGCAGUCGGCAACAUUCAGCUCUCGUGGGGUGGGGGUGUCUAACUUGGUGUUAUGGUGUAGAAAGCCCAAUGCGCGGCAGCCCCUACAUACCCCAGCCAGAUAUGGGCACAAGUCUCUCUGUGCAAGUCCCCAAUAUACAUUAUAUUUAACAUGAACAUAAGUGAGAUAAAAAGUAACACAAAUCUGUGACGACAUAUGAGAUACAUUUUCCACACUUAAAUCAAUAUAAGCUUAGAAAAAGAAGUAAUCGUUCACUUCACAGCUGAAUGUGUGCUGCACUCAAUUACUAAGAAAGCUACACACAGUGCUUUAAGUCCCAGCAAAUAGCCAAGAUAGUAGACCGUAACAAAAGAUCUUCUCUGAUCUGUCCACCUCUGCAUUAAACAGAGGGGAUGUACUCUCUCUGCUGCAGGCUUUGGCUUUGUCAUGUAUGCACAUGAAAGGGCAGGGAGCCCUCAGAACAGCCUUAGCACCAAAUAUACAGUAACUGAUGCAUGCAAGGAAUUCUUUUGAUGAAAAUGAAAGGAUUGCAAUACAGAUUUAUUUUACCCAUUAGCUGCUUCUAGCAUUUAAGUAACUGUAAUAGGAAAGCAUGAAAAAAAAAAUACAUUAUCAUAUUUUUACCUCUCCCUCUCAUUUUUCCUUAGUCCUCCAGGACCCCCAGGAGGUAGAAGACAUAUUGGAAGAAUAAACCAUGGUGGAGGUCCUGGUGCCCCACCAAUGGGAGGGGGUGGGUGA